Messenger RNA from Musa acuminata subsp. malaccensis (wild Malaysian banana), 519 nucleotides. Its product is annotated as membrane protein PM19L. The record is from RefSeq and is a predicted model, not a curated record. Lineage: Eukaryota; Viridiplantae; Streptophyta; Magnoliopsida; Zingiberales; Musaceae.
AUGGCUCAGACGGUGGGACGGAACUUGGCAGCACCGCUGCUGUUCCUCAACUUCAUAAUGUACAUAAUAGUGAUCGGCUUCGCGAGCUGGAACCUGAACCACUUCAUCAAUGGCCAGACUAAUUACCCUGGUGUGGCGGGCAAUGGUGCAACCUUCUACUUCCUAGUCUUCGCCAUUCUGGCCGGAGUGGUGGGAGCAGCGUCCAAGCUCGUGGGAGCAAACCACAUAAGAUCAUGGACGAAUGAUAGCCUUGCAGCUGCGGCCGCUUCGUCCAUCGUCGCAUGGGCGAUCACCGCCUUAGCCUUCGGAGUGGCGUGCAAGGAGAUCGCCAUCGGAGGCCACCGAGGGUGGAGGCUGAGAGUCCUCGAGGCCUUCAUCAUAAUCCUGGCCUUCACACAGCUGCUCUACGUAUUGCUGCUCCAUGCCGGGAUGUUCAGCAGCAAAUAUGGACCUGGGUAUCGAGAUCCGGACUAUGUGGUGGGUGGUGGACCUGGAGAAGUGAAAGGAACCAGAAUCUAG